GCAAGUCCAAGUGUCCUAUACUCGAUCGCAACUCUCUUAUUUCCGCAGCUGCCUCUCUCUCUCGUAAAGCACAAAGCUUCAACCAAACAACUUUCUAGGGCUUCAAUCUUCCAUCACCAUGUACAGAACUGCAGCUUCGCGAGUCAGGUCGCUUAAGGGCCGUGUGGGCACCACCAGGUAUGCGUCGGUAACUGCAGCUGCUACAAAGCCAGCCUCAGGGGGUAUCUUUAGCUGGCUGACCGGGGAAAAGUCCAGUGCGCUUCCUCGUCUGGAAACCCCAUUAGCAGGUGUGAACCUCCCUCCUCCACUACCUGAUUACGUGGAACCGAGCAAGACUAAGGUUACAAAGCUCUCCAAUGGUGUCAGAAUAGCUUCAGAAAAGUCACCGAGUCCUGCAGCCUCCAUUGGAUUAUAUGUUAAUUGUGGUUCCAUUUAUGAGACUCCAGUAACGAGUGGGGCUUCACACUUGUUAGAAAGGCUGGCCUUUAAGAGUACAACCAACCGGAGCCAAUUGCGCAUUGUUAGAGAAGUGGAAGCAAUUGGUGGUAACAUUGGAGCCAGUGCCUCUAGGGAACAAAUGGGAUACACUUUCGAUGCUCUUAAAACCUAUGUUCCUCAGAUGGUGGAAUUGCUUGUUGACUCUGUGAGAAAUCCUGCCUUCUUGGAAUGGGAGGUCAAAGAGGAGCUGGAAAAGGUGCGGGCAGAAAUUGCUGACCUUUCUAAAAAUCCUCAAGGCUUACUCUUGGAGAGGAUUCAUUCGGCUGGUUUUUCUGGAGCUUUGAGAAAUCCUCUUUUGGCUUCUGAAGACGCACUGAACAGAUUGGAUAGCAGCAUCCUUGAGGAAUUUGUUGCUGAGAAUUAUACUGCUCCUCGGAUAGUUCUUGCAGCAUCUGGGGUUGACCAUGAGGAGCUUUUAUCUAUUGCAGAACCACUUCUCUCUGACCUACCAAGUGUGCCCCUUGUUGGCGAGCCAAAAUCUCAAUAUGUUGGAGGGGAGUAUCGUACUCAAGGUGAUACAAAGGAUGAGGCACAUGUUGCUCUUGCUUUUGAAGUUCCUGGUGGUUGGCGUCAAGAGAAGCAAGCUAUCAUUUUGACUGUUCUCCAGUUGCUUAUGGGAGGAGGUGGCUCUUUCUCUGCCGGGGGUCCUGGAAAGGGGAUGCACUCAAGGCUAUAUCUCCGUGUCUUGAAUAAUCAUCAGGAGAUUCAAAAUUUUACUGCAUUCAACAGCCUCUUUAAUGAUUCUGGAUUGUUUGGAAUUUAUGCUAGCACUGGCUCUGGGUUUGCAUCACAGGCAGUUGAAAUAGCAGCAAAAGAGUUACUUUCAAUUGCCACACCUGGACAAGUUUCGGAUGUAGAGCUUAAACGUGCUAAAGAGUCCACAAAGGCUGCAGUUUUGAUGAAUCUAGAAUCUAGAAUGAUUGCAUCAGAAGAUAUAGGAAGGCAAGUUCUGACAUAUGGCGAGAGGAAACCUGUGGAGGAUUUCUUAACGACAGUAGAAGGAGUGACUUUGAAAGAUAUUACUACAGCUGCCCAACAGAUUAUAUCUUCACCUCUAACAAUGGCAUCAUAUGGGAAUGUUGUAAAUGUCCCAAGCUACGAUUCAGUUAACAGAAUCUUCCAUGCAAAAUGAGCGGAUCUUCAUAUCGAGCUUGCUGCUGCCUGUAAUUUUUUGAAUCAAAUGGGUUAUUUAUAACUUCCAAACGUUGUUGGCCUUUUCGGCCUCGUUGAAAUAAAAUUUUGAGGGGGAAGUUGAUUUCAUCCACAUUGCCUGUAUCAAUAUUCAUUCUGGCAAUUCCAUUUUGUUUUCUCCCUCUGGGAGAGAUUCUUGCU
Messenger RNA from Rosa rugosa (rugosa rose), 1830 nucleotides. RefSeq names its product mitochondrial-processing peptidase subunit alpha. Gene Ontology annotation, cellular component: mitochondrion. Gene Ontology annotation, biological process: proteolysis. Gene Ontology annotation, molecular function: metalloendopeptidase activity; metal ion binding. Bases 119 to 1630 code for a protein of 503 amino acids. The record is from RefSeq and is a predicted model, not a curated record. The transcript is spliced from 13 exons. Lineage: Eukaryota; Viridiplantae; Streptophyta; Magnoliopsida; Rosales; Rosaceae.